GUUUUGUGUCAGUGAUGUGAUGUGAAUUUGUAUUACAAAAAAGUAUGUACACAGUAUAAGUAAUCGUCAUUAAAAACCUAGCUAUUUCGAGAUUAUAAGCAAAUAAUAGUAGCCGUAAAUUAAUUCAGCCUAAUAAUAUUACAUUGAUUUGGUAAAUAAAGAUGGCUAACAUACCAGAGUGCCCUCCGAGCUUGAAACCGAUUCAGCAUUACUUAAAAACUGCUGCGGAACAUGACGCUAGAGAUCCUGUUGUUGCAUAUUGGUGCAGACUUCAUGCACUGCAAGUUGGCCUUAAACUCACUCAGAAGAAGACACCAGAGGAGACGAAAGUUCUGAUGGCUCUAAUGGAUUGGUUGGAAGAAACCAAAAAGGAGCAAAAGGAUAAUGAGGCGAUCAGUAAUGAAGUAGCUGCUCAGGCACACCUUGAAAACUAUGCUCUGAAACUAUUUUUAUAUGCCGACAAGCAGGAUAGGGAGCAAAACUAUGGAAAGAAUGUUGUGAAAGCAUUCUACACAGCUGGCAUGAUAUAUGAUGUCCUCACAACAUUUGGAGAGCUGACAGAUGAAGCUACACAGAACCGAAAGUAUGCCAAAUGGAAGGCCGCUUAUAUUCACAAUUGUCUCAAGAAUGGGGAGACACCAGUACCAGGUCCCAUGCCAACGGAAGACAGUCAGAGUGAGGACACACCGGCAGACAGCACUCCCGAGUCACACCCGCAGGCUCCGGGCUUCCUGCCCGUCAACCCUACCCUCCCUAGCGUCCCUUCGUCCCUCCCCUCAGUACCAACAUCCUUCCCUUCAGUUCCAUCCAGUUUUAACAACUCCCUUCCAGAUGCGAAUACAGCGAUGCGGGCAGCUUCUCAACUACCACCAGUUCCGUACACCCCUGACCCGAAUCCUGGAGGAUUCGUACCAUAUGAUCCAUCACAGCAGCCGAUACCAGCCCAAACACCAGUGUACACCAGUUCUUCAGUUGCACAACUGACUCCGGAGCAAAUAACAAAAGCGCAGAAGUAUUGCAAGUUUGCAAACAGCGCUUUAAAUUAUGAUGAUGUUCAAACGGCAAUCACUAACUUGAGAAAUGCUUUGGAAUUGCUCCAGACUGGCCGGGAUCCUGCUUAAUGAUAAGUACUUGUAUAUUUAUAUUGUUAACCCGACUCAUCUCACUGCACAGUUUUAAAACUUUUACAGUAUAAUACCUAGAAGGUGCAUUGUCGAAAUGAUUAAAUUAAUAAUGUACCUUUUGCCAAAUCCUUCAAGUCCAAAUAAGAAUCAUUUUGUAGACAGUAAAAUCCUAAUUGAUUGAAUACCGAGCAGAUUGUAUAGACAUUGCUGUAUUAUUGUUUGCCAACUGGCACAUAAAAGUUAUUUAUUGUUAUCUACACACAUACACGAACAUGAUUUCAUAAGAAAUCUUUGUAUUGUAUAGCUUUGCCUUUAGCACUCAAUACAGGAGACUACAAUAUUCCAAUACAGCCAUAAACAUAACGCGCGAAAAA
Messenger RNA from Plodia interpunctella (Indianmeal moth), 1498 nucleotides. RefSeq names its product Vesicle trafficking 1 (gene Vta1). The record is from RefSeq and is a predicted model, not a curated record. Gene Ontology annotation, cellular component: multivesicular body. Gene Ontology annotation, biological process: late endosome to vacuole transport via multivesicular body sorting pathway. The transcript is spliced from 5 exons. Lineage: Eukaryota; Metazoa; Arthropoda; Insecta; Lepidoptera; Pyralidae. Bases 162 to 1121 code for a protein of 319 amino acids.